CCGGAAGUGGAACUUGACUAAUUAUGAAUUCCAGGGUUUUAUUGUGAAGAGACGGUGGCCCAGCCCCCGGUGCUCGAUGGUUGCGUUGUGCGGCGGUGCAGACGUAGCAGAGGCCGGUGAGUGUGAAGCGCUGACAGGACGCUGGUGGGGCGGCAGUCGGCGCACACAGCUCAGUGAAGUGUGUCUGCUGCAGCGAGCGUAACACUGGAUUACCACCACACCGAGGGCUCUCCAGAAGGGGGCAGCGUAAGACUGAGCUCAACUCCCAAAGUCCCAUCAGGUCCUCGGACGGUCUGCGCUGUCAGGAUCACGCCUUUGACAACAAUGAAAGGCUCUCCUGACCUGAUUCCUGCCGCAGAUUUGGACCCGAGCAGAGUGUGCAAAGGGAAAGGAGUCGUGACUCUAAGGGCCACCCUCGUCCACAUAGAUGAUGAGGGCUGCAUCAGCGGCGAGCCAAAUGUCAUCACAACGGCAUGUGGCUGGACGAGCCAGAUUAAUGGAGACAGCUCUAAAGCAGGAUUGGCUGAGGGAGGCAGCAACAUCACAGCUGAUUUACCUCCUGUAAACAACACUCAGUGCCAGGCCAAUUCACCAGAGAGCAUCAAAGAAAACCAGGGCCCAUCCUCCGCUGACAUUCAGAACUGUUUCACGUCGACCUCCAGCUCUGUUUAUCCUUGCACUAGCACAGUUAACCCCACCAUAGUCCUGCUGCAACACAACAGAGAGCAGCAAAAGCAUCUUUCUCAUUUUGAAGACCCAACCCCAGAAAGGGACAAAAGCCCUGAUCCAGGGAGAGAAUCGGUCAGUCCAGUCCCUGAUAUGGACUGGAAGAGGCUGCGGCUAUCACUGUACUCCCCUGUGCUCAGUCCUCUCAACAAGCCCAUUGUGCCUGUACGGAACACUGACAAGUCCAAAGACUGGUACAAGACAAUGUUCAAACAGAUACACAGAAUACCUGAGCCUAUUGAGGAAAACCCUUACCGCCCCACGUACAUUUUCCCCGAGACCUAUGACAUUCAGAUGAAAUCAAAAGAUGAUGGACCCACUCCCUUUGGUUAUUUGGAAGAUGUGAGAGCAGUGCCACGCUCAAAAAGUGACGCUGAGGUCGAUUCAAGAGGCCGGUCAAUGCCUGUGCCAACGCGGUCCUCUUCUCUCAAACCCUCUGCCAAAAGGAGCGAGUGGGAGCCCCCGGAUAAAAAGGUAGACACCAGGAAGUACCGCGCCGAGCCCAAGAGCAUCUUUGAGUAUGAGCCGGGGAAGUCGUCGGUGCUGAAGCUGGAUAGAACGACUCAGGAGGUAAAGCCAGAGGAUGUAGAUUUAGAGAAUGAGCCUUGGUAUAAAUUCUUUUCAGAGAUGGAGUUUGACAAAGCGAGUGCCCCCUCUUUCAGCCCCCUGGAAACAGCCUCCGACCUGCAGCAGUACUCCUCGAGCAAGUCUGGACACAGCGAGGUGGAGAAGGACGGAGGAUCAUCCACGAGCGAGCCAGGGGCUCCAGAAUGCGACCGCCAUGUUUACAAGAGUGUCCUGGAGGGCGGCGACAUUCCCUUACAAGGUCUGCGGGCCCUAAACAAGCGCCAGGCAAGCUCCUCCUCCUCUAAAGUGGAUUAUAAAGGUGGGAAUGGCUAUAUAAUUUCACCCUGCUCCUCUGUAAAUAGUCGAUCGGUUCUUGCCAGUAAUGCAAUAGGUAACCAGUGUAAGAGUAUGAAGCCUCUAUCUGCUGCCAAAGCCUGCAUACCCCAAAUCCUGCCCUCUAAAUUCAAGCCCAAGCUGCUGCCGCCCAGUGGUGACAGUCAGGAGAGCAGGACUAAAGCUAUCAGGCACCCAAAGGCCCACAGCUGUGAGGAACUGUACACAGGGCCAUGUGACACAGACUUUGCAGGAGCAGAGGAAAGGGAGAGUGGGCAACAUUCAGACUCUAAGUCCAGCUGUGGCACCGAGUGUGCGGACGGCCUCAGGAAUGCUUCCCCUGCAAUUAAGAGGAGCGCCUCUGAGUUUUCCAGCCUGUACAGGACCAUGCAUUACAUCCAGCGGCCCAGCUCGGCCGGCUGCAGCCCACACGGCAGCGUCCGCAGCCUGGCGUCUCUUUUUGAGAAGUCAAAGUCCGAAGGGGAUGAAAGGUCAGAGGCAGAUGAGGGGGGUAACAUUCCAAGGGAUGCAGUGUCGUCGCGGGUCAGUGAGUUUGAAAUCAUCAUCCAGCGGUCCAGCUCGGCGCCCAGCCGCUCCUCCUCCCUGCCCACCCUGCACUCCAGCUACUGCCACAGCCCCGACCACAACCCCGCCCAACUCUACAUGGCGUCUGCAGUGUCAGCGGAGUCCCUUUUGGUAGCUGACGCUACCCAGAUGGAUGCCUGCUCCCCAGUGGAGGCAGAGGGCAAGAGCUGUAGGGAGGAGGCCUUGUCGCCAGGCAGUGUGACUGUGGAGGAGGCUGCUUCCUCCUCAGAGGACAGACACAACGUCAGGACUGAGUCCCCCUCUAACACUGAGGUUGAGCAGAUCUUCAGUAAAAGUUCCCCAGACCUGAUCCACCAAAAUGCCAGUGGAUCAAAGAGUCCCUCAGCACUGCUGGCAGCAUCACCUCCACUACACAACCCUCUCCACCACCACCACAACCACAUCCUGCAUCACCUGAACCAUCAACUCCUCCUCAAACCCAGCAAAUGCAAAGGCUCUUGCCCUGCCUCCUACACCCGCUUCACCACCAUCCUCAGGCACGAGAGGCAACAGGCCACAACCCAACACGAGAGGCCGGCACCAUUGGAGAAGAAGACCACGCUGCCUGGGAACCUCUUCCUCAUGGGCCCCGCUCCCUUCAGGUUACGUAAGAACCUGCAGUCCCACCAAACUCGGAGGACACUGUUAGCCACCAAGGUGACAGUGGGCACCCAGAGACCCAGCACUUGGUCUCCUGAGCCCAGACCUCUGAUCCCUCAGCGCCUGUCCUCCCUGGAAGUCCUGGAGAGGCUGAGUAACGGGGAGGGAAGCAACACUGAGCACCUGAGUAACUGGCAGGGCUUGGACGCCAACGGGAACCUACUGCAGCCGCUGGCAGCUCACCGCAGAGACUCGUCCCCAGUUCUCGGAGAGAGCCAGGAUGACGUGUUGCGAAGGCGUCAUGGGGACAAAGAGAAAAUCUUGGAGGAGCAGCGGCGGCUGAAGCGGGAACAGGAAGAGGCUGACACGGCAUCGAGACGACACACAGGCAUUGUUCCGACACACCACCAGUUCAUCACCAACGAGCGCUUUGGAGACCUGCUCAACAUCACAGAUAACACAGAGAAGAGGAAAUCAGGCAUAGAGAGAACUCCAGCCAUGGCUCGCUUCGACUUCAGAGCAGAAACUCUAAAGGAACUACCGUUUCAGAAGGGAGACAUUGUCUACAUUAUUCGGCAGGUGGAUCAAAACUGGUAUGAAGGGGAACAUCAUGGAAGAGUUGGCAUUUUCCCUCAAAGUUAUGUUGAGCUCCUUCCGCCCACAGAGAAAGCCCAGCCAAAGAAAAGUGCCCCAGUGCAGGUACUCGAAUAUGGAGAGGCUGUCGCCCGCUUCAACUUCAAUGGGGACACAGUGGUGGAAAUGUCCUUCAGAAAGGGAGAGAGGAUAACGCUGAUUCGUAGGGUUGAUGAAAACUGGUAUGAAGGCAAAAUCUCAGGCACCAACCGCCAAGGCAUCUUCCCCGUCACCUACGUAGAAGUGAACAAACGACCCCGCAUCAAAAACGGAGUGGAGUAUCUCGACCCUCCUGUCAGCCAGUCGCCACAGCGCAGCACCAACGCUUCUCCUCAGCUGAAUCGUAACCGUCUGACCACCUCCCCCUUACCCCUUCCUCGCUCCCCCCGCCGCUCGGUGUCCCCUGAGGUCCACGCUAUCUCCUCUGAGUGGAUCUCCCUGACUGUGGGAGGAGGGAGCCCUCCUGCCGCCCCCACCCCUCCCCUGCCACCGUUGCCCACUGUGUCCUAUCGCUGCGGCGAGUACCUGCCCCCGCCCUACUCGGCCAGUCCCGUGCCUCAUAUCACCGGCAGCCCAUACUGCAUCUCCCCCACGGCGUCCCCAUCUGCCUCCCCUCUUCCCCCACCUUAUCCGCCCAGACCCAACUCAACCACUCCCUUCCUCACGUUCACCCCACCUCAGGGGAGGGACUACCUGCUCUCCUCUCCCUUCACACAUCUGUCAGGCAGUGUGAGCCCCUGUGGAGGGCCGGUGCUGGAGGGCUGGCUGAGGGGGGAGAAGGAGUUGACAGAAAGGGAAGGCUCAGAGGUUGACAGGGGCCACGCAGCCCCGGGCAGCAGGCGAAAUAGCCCUGCAGAGUUUGGGAAGAAUGAGGCUGAUCAUCAUGGACGGAGAUCCAGAAGCCCUGUGAUGCUGUUUGACAUCCAAGACAACAACAAUGUUAACUCAUUUGCGGAGGCAGUGUGUAAUGAGAUCUUGAAUAUAGCUGAGACCUCAGUGAGGUACUGCAGCAACCUGUCCCACCACCCUCAUGACUCUGUCCAUAGACUGCACCCCCACCCCAGUAAACAAUCUCUCAUCAUUUCCCAGCAACCCCAGUCCCACAGCAGCAGCCCGGAGCCAAACCGUCUCAACUGUGGAGUUUUCCAGGCGCUGUACAGUUACGCGCCGCAGAACGAAGACGAGCUGGAGCUGCAGGAGGGAGAUCUUGUCAGCGUCAUGGAGAAGUGCGAUGACGGCUGGUUUGUUGGAACCUCAAAGAGGACAAAACAGUUUGGGACUUUCCCUGGGAAUUACGUGAAGGAGGUGAAACUGUAAAGAUAUCUAAUCUGGCUGUAACACAUGGUUGCCUGUCAAGCUUGGGAAGUUAUUACUAUCGCGCAUGGCUGUUGGUUAGCAUAGUAAUUUAGCCAGGCGAAUCCAUUUUGUCUGGGAAAGUGAUCAGUUUGGCCGGAGGUAUGUCAAACUGCACGGCGAGGCGGAGACAGAGACAGCUCACUGCCCAGACCUCAGCAUGGUGUACACCUUGACCACAUUUAGCACACUUCUUGACAGAAUUCGUCCAUCUCCACAUUACUCCUUGAAAACACCUACCACAAACUAGCUUUUCUUGUACAGAUAAUAGCUUCCAUCCUGUCCAUGUAAUUUACAGUGUUGACAAAGCACCUCGGUCUGGAGCCCGGCAGCAGAGCAGUGUAUGGAUUAAAGAGUGGAUCUUAUUACCUGAACUGGACUUGGGAGGAAUUCAGAAUGUAUUUUUUAUGGGAUGUGUGGUUGGAGCUGUUUGUCAUAAGCUACCUUUCAGGACCAGAGUUGUCUGGUUUUCAUGAUUAGCCAAGUAUGAUGCAAACCAUGCCUUUGCUUCCAAUAGAAAACCUUCAGUGUUUGGAUCAACGCACCCUAACUAAAUGAAACUGAAUGUGGUGGUUCAUUCUUGAACUCGGUUUAGAUGUGAGAAAAUGACCUUAAAUUCAGUACCCAGACUUAUGUGUGAAGCCCUUUUAGAGACUGGUCUGACUUUUCAGUUACAUGUUAUGAAUCAUCAUAAAGUCAGUAUUGGCUCCCUUUGAAGAAAACAUCACAGCAUUCACAACUCAGUGUAACCCAAAAGCUUUAGAUACCGGUGUAGUUUUGCCUUCUUAUUCUAGCCAACGGUUGCUAUGCAACAGUUAUGACCUGUGCAUGGUAAUGUGUGCUGUUAGCUUCUCUUAUUCCCAGUUACCACGGCAAACACAGACACAGGAUACGGGGACUGUGUUGCAUGUCUGAUAAAAGUGAAGAGAAAGUGUGUACAUGCACAUCUAAUAUUUUCAGAAUGUAUUCAUUUGUCCUUUUAUACCUCAUCUGUCAAAAUAGAAGCAAGCUGUGUUUGCUGAUGGAUGAUGCCUGUAAGGUAGCUGGUGGUAGACGCCUGGCUCCAGCGCAACCACAGGACAGGCGUGGUAGCAUUUAACUUCCUGUUUGGUCAUUUUAGGGAGAUCCCACCUAACAAGAUAAUAGUAGAUUCAUCACAAACUGUUUAAUGUUUCAAGUAAAAUAAUCCUACUGAUUUUUAAGAACAAAUUGAGAUUUGAACCAUGCCCUUACUGAUAAGCUUGUAUGUUUUAUUUUGCCAUGUAAAUGUGUACAGAAAUCUUUAAGAGGCCUUCCAAAUAUGGCUACAUAUUUUCAUAUGUAAUGACUACAACUUGGAAAAUACAUUUAGUGGAAUGAUUCGAAUAAUACAAUGAGCAUUAGGUACAGCAUACACUGUAAAAUCAGUAGAGACUGACAAAUCGGAGCAUGGAACACUUUCAGCUCUUGCCUAAAUAUUUGCCACCUUUAGCUGAAAAGCCAACAAAAGUGCUGACAGGGUAAACAGGCCGCUGAGCCUAAACAGCUCCCUGAUGGAAGAUUGCUUUGAAUUUUGCUAUCAAAGCAUCAGAACCGUCUUCCCGCGAGUACAGAGCGCCCACAUCUCCAGCACCGACCCUGUAUCAGAUGCCAAAUGUCAGAAUAGAUCAUCUACACAUGCACAGAUUGAAAGAUGAUAGCUAUUGUUUGUUUUUUUCUCCUUGUGUUUUCAUCAAAUUCCUUGUUGUCAUCAACUGCCGCUCUGUGCUCAUCUAUACUUCAGCAGAACUGUCAUAUAUUGCUCGCAAAUAAUUCUUAGAGCUUGUUAUGACCUGCUUAGACUGGCAGACGGGUGCAUUUUGUAGGGUAAUUGCUAUGGAAGAAUUUUAAAGUCUAUUUAGUUUAUACCAGGUAAUGAGCUUGUUUCUGAUGCUUCAAGUAGCUGAAGUCGGAUCCUUUUCUCAAUCCACACAUUUCUAAUCAAAUGGUGCCAGACUAUCAGUGGGCCUACCUUUUUAGUAUAACUCUUUAUGUUUGCCUGAGUACACAAAAUCAGAAACAUAAUGUGAAGUAUUGGAAUAUUAAACAGUAGCUCUCACUUGGGUCUAAAAGUGUAUGUUUAUAUCUUUGUAUUUGUUUUUUAAGUGUUAGCUACAGUUGUGCAGUGAUGAUGAACAUUGACCUCAUUGGAACAUGGUUUGAAGCUGUAUGUGGCUGCCACAUAAGUGAUAUAUGAAGUAAAAUAAUUGAUGAAGUACAUUAAUUUAUCAAAAUUCAGUAGCAAUCAGUGUUUCAUCCUCUCUGGCGUGAGACAAAAUCAAGCGUGUCUUCACCACUGACAAUUUUGUCAACAUCAGUGAAGGAAUGUUUUCUCAAGAUAGUGCACUGCAUUAUGGGUUUGCCUGUAUAGCACUGAUAUAAUAUUCAGGUAUUUUGUUACACCACAAAAGCAUGUUUUCCCCUCCACUGCUGGCUAAACAUUUUUGUUCCUGUGUAACUCCUGCUGCACAUGUCAGUGCUGAUUGGUUGGGAGUCUGUUGACCUGUAGGCUUUUCUUCCCUGACAGAACAACGAGGAGGGAGUGUUUGCUCCAUCUCAAACACACGAACGUGAUGAACAAGUUAACAAUCGCACAUUUAGUCAUAUGGUAUUGUGCUCCAGAAAACAUCACAGGAUGUAUGAAUGUAUGAAUUUAUGAAUGUGGCGCAUUGCACACAUAAUAUGUAAAAACAACUCUGUACUUUCAUCUUGAAUGAACAUGCAGACUAUUGAGCAACAUGGCACAAGAAGGAUUGUAAAUAUGUAAAAUAAAAAAAGGACUGCGAGUGACUCUUGUCACUUGCAGCGGUUUAUUUACCUGAAGGAUUUUUUUUUGGCAAAGCACAGAGUGGAGCAUUAUUGAGCACAGGAAGUCUGACGCAUAUUAACAUUACGCUGCCAUUUGUGACGAUCAUCAUGCCUUAUGUUGGAUGCAAAAUUGUGCCUCAUUUUCAUUUAAGUGUUUUUUUGGAGUAUCACUGAAAGUAUCCAUGACAUAUUUAAUGUAACUAUGGUAGUCCCAUUAGUCCUAGUCUCUGUGAUGGGAGAACAUUAACUAAGAACUUGUCAGGUACUGUGCAAGUACCUAAAAGUGUGACACAAUGCUUUAACUUAAUGAUUAAUAAUCAUAAGAAUGGACUAGUUUGAGGAGACGCACAACCUGCAACAGGUUUGGUUUGUUUGCUUCAAUUUGCAGUGCUGUUACAUUGACAAUAUUAAAAUAAAAAGAUACUAUACACUGCUGUGACUUCGGUAUUAUGCAAUAUUUAAUAAACAAUUUAAAGCAC
Etheostoma spectabile (orangethroat darter) is the source of this 8102-nucleotide messenger RNA. RefSeq names its product sorbin and SH3 domain containing 1 (gene sorbs1). Bases 325 to 4761 code for a protein of 1478 amino acids. The record is from RefSeq and is a predicted model, not a curated record. NCBI's taxonomy places the organism in Eukaryota, Metazoa, Chordata, Actinopteri, Perciformes, Percidae. The transcript has 28 exons. Gene Ontology annotation, biological process: cell-substrate adhesion. Gene Ontology annotation, molecular function: protein binding. Gene Ontology annotation, cellular component: cytoplasm; cell-substrate junction; nucleus.